CCAAAGUCUGUUUCCAUCGCGAGGGAAGGCCUCGGAUCGCGCUCGUCUCGUCAGCGUCCGGUCAGUCCGUGUUUUCCCGCGUUUCUUUCGUCACGUCGCGAUUUUUCACCCCGAAAUUGGUCGUCGUAAACUGCUCGCGCGAGUGUACACGUGAUCCAAAGGAUAUCAGAGAGACACUCACGGUGGAACUUGUUCAAUACGUUUCAAAGGAUCCAGAAACGAUCGUUGUGUUUACCAGUGUGCCAAGUGUCAUGGGGAUCUAGGAACGCCGGCGAGGAAUCGAGACGCAUGAGAGUCGAUACCGGGUGAUCGUGAUCACCUGAGGGCCCAGCAGUUUUCGGCGAGGCAUAUCACGAGAUGGCGGACGAUGGUAUAGAUAAUCCGGCGUUCGCCAACGAGGAUGAUUGCGCGACCGAUUCGAAACAGGACAAUGACCAACAUCAAGUGACCUUGGACCAGGAUCGCAAGACGGAGGACGGUCCUGUGGAGAAUGGGCAUCAUCGGACGCAAUUUGUGUCGCAGCAAUACGUGGAGGCCGGAAGGACCAGCCCUGAUCCACAUUACAGAACCGAGACAAAGAUCGAGCUGCCCGACAGCAACGACAAGACCGUCGUCGAGCCGAAAAUGAACGGCGUUCAUGGGAAUGGAAACAACAAUGACGCUAGUUUCUUGAAUAACAGCGCGACCAGCGUGCAGAUCAAUGACACUGGAAAAAAGGAGCAAAUCGAGGCUGUAAACUUGGAACUGGUCUCGAUGAGGCCUUACGCGGGCAACAAUCUACAGACGAAGGGUCAAGAGGCUUGCGAGGUACCAGCUGAUCCCUACGAAGAGUACUUCGUUCCAGUGAACGAGCAUCGAAAGUACAUCAGAGGCGAGAAACUUUAUGUAACGAAGGACAAGAGAUCAAGGAGUUCGUACUGGAGAAGGAUGGCUUGCUGGGGAUGUGGACUGAUGGUUCUACUGGUAGCGGUCAUCAUUGCCAUUUUGGCCGGAACUGGAGUAAUCCUAACGCAAGAAGCCUCAGAACCCUUGGAAAAUCUCCAGCAAACCAAUUCCCGGCAAUUUGGUGACGUACGAACCGCAGGAAGUCAAGAGUACGUGAAAAAUCCGCCAUCGAGUCCACCACCUGCGACUUCGAGCUUCCCACCCUGGCCAACUACCGAUGAAACCAUUUACAACACCGUUCCAAGUGCCUUAGACGGUAUAUUAAAACUAGACGACUUCCAUUGGGACAAUGAUUUCAGCAAUCCAAAGUCGAGAGUGUACAGACAAGUCAGCUCAGAGAUAGAAGAAAAUUUGAAGAAUAUGUUACAACAGCCCCCAAACAAUACAACGGUCAUCAAGGUAUACGACAUAAACAGGGAUGGUGAAGUGAGGUUUAGGAUAAGCUAUCCGUCACGUUCAAUGCCCGAAGAAAUGCAACAGCUGAUCGAGCAAACGCUACAGAAGAGUGGCAACAUAAUUGGACAAUAUCAUUUGAAUAGUUUAAGAGUGAAUAAAUUGGUUGAUCAGUGUCAGAGUGGAAAUCUUCAGUGUUCAGAAAGGUGCGAAUACGAUUAUUCUAAAGGUCUGUUUGUUUGCUCCUGUGGAGUUGGAAAGAUAUUGGACAGUGAUCAAAAGAACUGCAUUGAUGAAAAUGAUUUGAGUAAUGUAGAAAUGGAUGAUGAGAUACCGGAAUCUAAUACGGAAGUGGUGCACGAUUAUGUUCAGGGAAGGAGUAGAGGCCCUGGUACUGUAUUUGAACCUAGAAGGCCUGAUAAUUGGGAUCAUUUGGACUUCACUACCGAGUCAACGCAUAAUAGACAUACCUCACCGCAAGGUAAUGAACAUGAGUUUCAUGUACAACCACAUGAUUCUUCGUCGGGACCAGAGCCUACGCAGACGACUACGACGGAACAGAAUCAUGAGUUUAAUGGGGAAUCUGAUCAAAUAAACUGGAUGCACGAUCAUUCAGCACAUGGUCACUCGACUUCUGACCAUUCAACACAUGAUCAAUCAAAUCAUGAUCAUUCAGCACAUGAGCAUUCGGAAUACGAUUAUUCUACUCAUGAUCAUUCAGCACAUGACCACUCGAUGCAUGACCAAUCAGAAGAUGACCAUUCGAUGCGCGAAUAUUCGAGUCAGUACCCUACUGAAUCAAAAAUUGAACCUGAAUCUAGUUUUAAACCGGAACCUUCUGCUAAGCCUGAAGCUUCGACGGAACCUGAACCUUCUGCAGAACCAGAACCAUCUGCUGAACCUGAACCAUCUACGGAACCAGAACCUUCUGCGGAACCUGAACCUUCUGCGGAACCAGAACCAUCUGCAGAACCUGAACCUUCUGCGGAACCAGAACCAUCUGCUGAACCUGAACCUUCUGCGGAACCAGAACCAUCUGCUGAACCUGAACUAUCUACGGAACCAGAACCUUCUGCUGAACAAGAACCUUCUGCGGAACCGGAACCAUCUCCGGAACCUGAACCCUCUGCGGAACCAGAACCAUCUGCGGAACCAGAACCAUCUGCGGAACCAGAACCAUCUGCGGAACCAGAACCAUCUGCGGAACCAGAACCAUCUGCGAAACCAGAACUAUCUGCGGAACCUGAAUUAUCUGCGGAACCUGAACCUUCUGCUAAACCUGAAGCUUCGACGGAACCUGAACCUUCUGCGGAACCAGAACCAUCUGCUGAACCUGAACCAUCUGCGGAACCAGAACCAUCUGCGAAACCAGAACCUUCUGCGGAACCAGAACCUUCUGCUAAGCCUGAAGCUUCGACGGAACCUGAACCUUCUGCGGAACCAGAACCUUCUGCGGAACCAGAACCUUCUGCGGAACCAGAACCUUCUGCGGUACCAGAACCAUCUGCUGAGUAUGAACCUUCUGCAGAACCAAAACCAUCUCCGGAAUCUGAACCUUCUACGGAACCAAAACCAUCUGCUGAGUCCGAACCUUCUGCUCAGCUAAAGCCAAAUGUUGAACCCGAAUUUUCUGCUGAGCCAGAGCCUUCUACAGAACCAGAACCAUCUGCAGAGCCAGAGCCUUCUGUACAGCCAGAGUCUACCUCCCAACCAGAAUCUCCUGCAGAGGCAGAGCCUUCUUCUCAAUCAGGGUCUCCUGCAGAACCAAAGCUUUCUUCUGAAGCAGAGUCUUCUACGGAGCCAAUGCCUUCUUCUCAACCAAAAUCUCCUGCAGAAGCAGAGAUUCCUUCUCAAUCAGAGCCUCCUACAGAGCCAGAGCCUCCUGCAAAACCAGAGCCCUCUUCUCAACCAGAGCCUGCUGCAGAGCCAGAGCCCUCUUCUCAACCAGAAUCUUCUGCAGAAUCAGAGCCCUCUUCUCAACCAGAACCUUCUGCAGAACCAGAGCCCUCUUCUCAACCAGAACUUUCUGCAAAAUCAGUUCAUUCUUCUGAACCAGAGUCUCCUACGGUGCCAGAAUCUACUUCUCAACCAGAACCUACUUCUCAACCAGAACCUCCUACUAAACCAAAGUCUCCAACUAAAUUAGAAGUAAACAAUAUCGAAUCUCCUAACACAGAAACUAUGAUCAAUAUUGAAUCAGAGUUUUCUGCUGAAUCCAAACCUUCAAUUGAAGUGGAAUCUUCUCUUAAACAUCAGCCAUCAGGUGAAACAGAAUCUUCAACUGAAGUAACACCAAUUGUUGAACCAAACCCUACUAAUGACUCAGAGUCUUCAACAAAAUCUGCAGUAACUGAAUAUCCUGUAUUAUCUUCUCAGCCAGAUUUUACUGCCAGACCUGAAAAACUUGGAACUGAAACUAUUAUAGAACAUGACUCACCAAUUUCAUCAUCCACAGAACCCGAAUUCGAUGAGAAGUCUCAUCAAAAUAUACCUGCUAUUAUAGAACAUUCUACCGAAAUACAAAACACAAUGGGGCCAAUAGAGUCCGCAGAAGAAACUCCUGGUAAAACAGAAUCCUCUACUGAAUCUGCGACUACGAAUAAAAUGUCUGUUGAAACAAUUACCGAGUCAACUUACACUGAAUUACCUAGUAUGACGAAGGAAGCAGAAUCUCCAGUUGAAUUUUCGACUACAAUAUCUAUGAUUGAGAAAGAAAUGGUAAACACAUUUACACCUAACGCUCCUAUAAACAUAGGUUCAGAAACUACAAUAUCAAUGAUGCCUGAAGAGACCACAUUGCCAAGUAAUGAGAAAUCUGCCGAUGAAAUAGCAAGUAAUGAUACACCCUUACCAGUGAUACCUUUGAUGCCUGAUACCGAAGAGACUGUAAUGUCAAAUCAUUCCGAGGAUCAUUUCGAAUCAACUGUUACGACAAUGGAUACGACAAUGGUGAAGGAUGAUAGUAAAGAUAAAAUAACAACAAUGACUUCUAUCAAGAUGGAUAUAGAAGAAACAGCGAAGGUUGAACACGGCACUGAGACUAACAUGUCACAGGAUGAAGCAACUGAAACCACUACAAUGAAUAUAAGUAAAGAGGAGUCUGGAAUUAUGAACUCUUCGUCCGAAUCUAAUUCUGUCUCUCUGUCUAGCACACAGUCCUCAGCUUCUGAGGAAUUCACUCUAAAACCUGAAACGACUCCUCUUGUAAUAGAUAACAAAUCAGAAAACGUUACUGAAAUAAAUACCAUCGUAGAGAACAGUAGUACAGAAGCAAGUAACGAAGUACUUAAAUCAAUAUUAUCUGGCGAAUCUUCAGUUGAGCCAGAAUCACUUAUGCAUGAAACCAACGAAACUAACAUCAUUGAGCACAUGCCAACGACUGUCUUUCCUAAAUUACCAAAAAAUUUUGGUCACAAUGUAGAACCUUUGUUAGAACCUCUUAAAAACAAUACAGGAGAGGAACACAUUAUGUUAAUUCCAAAAACUGAAUAUACAGCAGAAAUACAUGAUCCUCAUGCGAUCAUUCCUCAACUAAUUCCUGAACAAAGCGUUCAAUCUUCUAAUACAUCCUCAAGCGGUGUUCCUGAAGGUUCAACUGUAGAAAAUAAAAUUCAAUCUUCUACAGAAGCUAUUCAAACAGUUUUACACCGUUCCACGAUUCAUCCUGAACAGAAUAUAGUUUCCUCAGGCGAUUCCCUCCGUUAUGAAGAUAAUUUAGAUCAUUCAACCAAUCAUCCUCUGCAUCCAGCAAUGUUCCCUGAAAAUGCAAUCGAACAAACUACAGAGAAAUUUGAUCCAGCUUAUGAUAAACACGUAGAUGAUAUGUCUCCCUUCUUGCCAGAUAUUCAAAAGGAAAAAGAAGUGAAGAAAGCUCCCAGAUUGGAUAAAGAUGAGCAGGAUGUACCCAAUCCUUUCGAAGGACACGUUGAAGAUGUUGUUACCUACAAAUCUACGGAACAAAGUAUGAAUGAAACUAACGUGAAGGAUUCUCUGAAUGAUGUUCAUGUAGAAACACACGAUGUCAAAAUACCUGAAGAACAAGAAGAGGAAAAGAACAAUGUGAAAAAUGUGAUGACUGGAAAUGAAGUGGGUCGUGGUUUCAAGAGUGAUGGCUUGGACGUUGUUGAAAUUAAUAACACGGAGUCUGGAAUUCAAAAUGGACUACAUAAUUAUGAUAUUAAUAAGCCAACUAAGGAUGAAGACUAUGCUAUAAAUGAGAAGGAGAGUAGAGAAAGUUCCGAGGAAGAUGAAGAGGCGUUAAGAGUAAUACCAUUGGAAGAACAGUUCAAGGAAACCACUGUGAAUAAUGCAGAUAAGAAUAAAUCAGGAACCACAACAGAAUCUAACGUAGUUACCACUAUUCCAACGGAAGAAAACGAAAAACAAUCAAAAGAUUCUAUGAAUAAUGUUACUGCUUCUGAGAAACCUGAAGAAAACGCAGUAGAAGAUCAAUAUAACGAUAUAAACGAUGAUACUUUGUCCAAAGGGUAUCAACAGGAUGACUCAGAGAUACGAGAGAAAGUUAAGGAUGGAUCUGAUAAAUUAAUAGCAAAUGACGACGAGAAAUCAUCCAAGAUGACAGAUAUACCUUACACAAACGAUAACAUGAAUGUUACAACGAAUGAUACUGAAAGUGUCUCAGAUAACCAUACAGAGGAUGCUAAAUUAACCACGCAAAUACCAGUGUUACCAUUGGAGAUACAGCAAGAAAUGUCUACAACUGAAAAAAUCGAAAGCACAACUGUAACUGAAGAGAAUCCUCGAAAAGACAAUAAUACAGAACGUGAGAAUAGCGUUCAGGUUAGUAUGGAGGAUACCACGACAGUUCAGGUACCGACAACUCACAUGAUGCCAAUAGAAACCAAAACCACUGCUCAGGUACCAAUAUUGCCAGAAGAACUGCAAACUACUGAAAGUGACGUAUUGUUAACGACCUCCACAAUGAAACCAGACGCUGAAGUGAAAACUAGUGAUUUAGAAAAUGUACGUUCUAAUAAUACGGAAGUUGAACAGAAGGACUCUUCAAAAACUAAUACUGAUGAGAUGAAUAAUAAUUCGACUGAAGAUUUGGUAACUAGUGGUGAUGAAAAAGUGAAUGCUCAGAAUGGCACUGCGGACGAUCUGAUGACUAGUGCAGUGGAACAUGUAAACAACACAAGUAUUAAUAACACAUUGCUAGAACCAAAUAUUUCAGUACUAGAUAAUACAAGUGAGGAAAAUGUGACUACAACGAACGUAGAGAAAAAUAUGCAGAAGAAUUUAACAGAAGAUUCAACAGAAUUACAUAAACAGACGUCUGAGAGUUCCAGUACGACAGAGGAUAUUAGACCAGUUACUGAGAUAUUGGAAGAUGACACUGAACCUAUAGGAUUCGAUUAUAAAAUACAUUUUAUCACCACUACACCUCAGACUAUGUUACCUAACUUGGAUGCGGACGAAUUGUCGGAAGAAAGCUUACGAGUGAUUCCAUUGGAGAAGAGUUUGGAAGUGAAGAAGAAGUCAGUGGACAAGAAAGUUAUUGAUAAGUACAAGCACAAAAAGGAGAAGGAAUUGAACUUGGAAGAAGACGAGGGUGAAAAUAUAUUAACAGAGAUUCCAGAAUCGGCUACGAUAUUUUCUACUGAAAUACCACAAAUAUUUACUGAAAAGGAAAAAGCUCAAGAAGAGAACCAUACUGCAACUAAUACAGACAUCCACGUAGAAGAAAAUUCUGCACCUGUUCCACAAUUGAAGAUCAUCGAAACGACCAGCGGAUCAAAUCAAAUAAACGUACAAACGUCCGAAACCUCUUCUAAUGAAAAAGAGAGUCUGAAUGAUAAAACAAGCAUAACAGUCCCAGACAGUUCAAAGAAGUAUCCUAGCUUCAUACCGGUUUCGGAGAAGAUAGAAGAGCCAGAACCGGUUACAGAGCCGUUCGUAGUUCUCCGAAACUUCAAUUUCCAUCGAUCAGGCGUAGAUUUUACAACAGAAAAUCCAGGCAUCAGUGAACCAUCUAACGAAGGCCAUACAGCUAUAGAACCAGGACAAGUGAUUGAAAUAAAUGGAGAACCGAACCAGACAGGUUCACAGUCUUCAGUAUUUCCUUCGAAUCAAUCGUCAAUAGUGUCGAUUGCACAGGAAGCAAAUCACGUUGCGAAAGAGAGCACUGACACGACAGUUCCACCGUCCACGCAAACUAAAUUACCGGAUGCAGUUGUGGAAAGUACUAGCCAUAUUGAUGUUUCUUUCCUCAAUAUCCCUCCAAGUACUGUUUUCUCGAAAUGUACAACUGGCCAGUUCCAAUGUGUCAAUGGAACAUCCAGGGAUGGCGCAUACUGCGUGAAACUAUCAGCGAAAUGCGACUCUGAGAACGAUUGUUCCGAUGGUUCGGAUGAAUUAAAUUGUAAGGAGGAAGGUUGUCCAGGAAACUUUCAGUGUGCAAGCGGUCAAUGUCUAAAGCGAGACCUGGUGUGCAAUAAAAUUGUCGACUGUGAUGAUGGAAGCGAUGAAAAGAAUUGCGAAGAAUGGAAGUGUCAAUUCGAUGAAUUUAGAUGUCCCAGUGGAAGAUGCAUCCCAGGCAUCUGGCAAUGCGACGGUCGACCAGACUGCGAGGAUCACCGAGAUGAAUACAAUUGUGCCGAAAGUUGUGGAAACAACGAGUAUCUCUGCCCAACAGAAAAAUGGUGCAUACCAUUAACAUGGCACUGCAACGGAAUUAGAGAAUGUGCUAAUGGAGAGGACGAAAAAUUAUGCGAUUGCGCUCUUGAUCAGUUCAAGUGUCAAACAGGCGGAUGUGUACCUGAAAAUCAAGUCUGUGAUGGGAUAGAACAUUGUCCUGAUCAUUCUGACGAAUGGAACUGUUUAAUGACAAAUAUGACUAUGGAGAAAAAGUCAUCAGAUGGAGAAGGAGAAGAUAAUAUCGAGAAUAGUGGUGUUCAAGAAUUUGGUGGAAGUUCUUUAUUAAAAAUAAGACAAUACAACGAUGAGUAUCGUCUUGUGUGCUCCGACGGAUGGAGCGAAGAAUUUAGCAACUCUUACUGCCAAUCUCUAGGAUUCGCUGGUUCUGAGAGCACAGAGCUCCAGACAUGGGAUAAAAUCCAAAAGAUACUCAGACUAAAGUUGAAUCCUAACCAUCGUGCGCCAUUAGUCACAAAUUUGGAACAAGUGGAAUUCUGCAUCUCCGACAAGGUCGUGCAGAUAUCCUGCCAAGAAUUUUCUUGCGGUUCUGACUAUGGCGAGGGACCAACUGCCAGAUUGGUUGGCGGAACACCAGCCAGCGAAGGACAAUGGUCCAGCGUGGCCUUGCUAAAGGAACCUAAACACGGUGCUGCUUGCACGGCAAGCAUACUGGGACCUAUGCAUGUGCUUGCCAGUUAUUCCUGUAUUCACAGAUAUAAGCAAAGUAGCGGAUGGCAACUUUUCACCGGUGAAAACCUAUUAAAAGCACAUCCCGUGAGGAACAUCAUUCCCUACCCGCAAGUGAAAUACAAUCAAUUUUUAUACAACAACGAUAUCGCGUUAGUUGAGCUCGAGAAGCCUCUAACUUUCUCAAGGAACGUUAGCGCCGUUUGUCUUCCGAAACAUCCUAUUCAACCGAGACAGAUAUGCGUCAUGGCAGGAUGGGGAUUCUCUGCGAAUGGCGAAGUGGAUUUACAAAAAUAUUUGAACUUCCUACCAUUGCCAACGUUAGACUCUGAGAAGUGCAAUGCAACUAGCCAUUAUGCAGGGUUCAUCACAAAGGACAAUAUAUGUGCUGGAUUCACUGAUACGAAUAAAGGACCUUGCUACAACGACGAAGGAGCACCUUUGAUGUGUGAAACUGGCGGAGGAUCGGUCAGAUGGGAAAUUCAAGGGCUACUGAGUCACCAUAGCAGGUGCUCGAGAGGUCAUCCGGCAAUUUACUCUAGCGUGGAGCCAGCAUUAUCUUGGUUGCGAAACUCCGUACCCGCUUUGCAAACGCAAAGUUAAAGUGCUAUAAACGUGAUUACGUUCUUUUCACGAGGAUGCGCGAGCAUUAGAUGAAUUUUAAUUUGAUUUAAAACGAAUCAACGACAACGAUACACUGGAACGAACGAACAGUAGAAACGAAAUAAAGAAAUUCAUUGGAAGGGGAACUAUCCGGUUGAAUGUCGAAGUUCCUGUUAAAAUUCAUGAGACAUAAAAACUAUGUACUUAAUUUGUAUCCGUCUGUAUUUUUCAAACGGUAUGUUCCUAUUUAAAUGCAAAGAACGCGUUCAACAGAUAAUAAUACAAUCGCGGCCAUAAUUGAUUCUACAUGAGAAAAAGGUGUUCUGAAUCGUGAUCUUUUUUCCUGUCUCUAUAAUACCGAUUAAUAGCUAGUGCAAUAUUCCGUGACGAGUUUUUGCGCUAUAUAUAAGAAAUAAAAAUUAUGACGGAGGUACAUAUAAUUGGCGAUACAUGAUAUUUACAAUUAAGACGUUUGUAAAUACUGUAUAAAGUGACUGUUUAAUAUGCUUAACAUUGUAAGAGAUUUUUUUACAAGUUAGCGAAAUAGGUCUCUUAAGAAUGCUGUUCUAUACAUAUGAAAAGAUGUGGAACGUUUAAUACACUCGUUUACCCUGCUGAAUAAUCAACAGGUUUCAUGUAACAACUAUUUCUAAUGGAUUCUUGCUGACAUACACUUUGCAGUUUACUAUGUCAGAGAGAUAUUAACAAAGGUCUAGUGUUACUGAUUAGUGUAAUGUCCAUACGAAUCAUUUAAAUCCUCUUAUUAGAUUCAAAAGAGUAACAGCAAUAUGAAAAUAUUUAUUGGAAACGAGAGACCAUCAGAUAAAUACACCCAAUUAUUCAAUCAACAGUUUGUCUCAGAGAUCCUAAAGAAGGAUUCCUGAAAUGAACGACGGUAUAGGUUAAGAAAUAGAUAGGGUUAUAUAAAUGUAUAUAAUAUAUAAGUGUUUUAAUAAAAUACAUUGUUACGAAGAGAUACAAUAAUAAAAUAUGUUUAUGUAUGCAUAGUCAUUGAUGAAUGCGUAAGUAUUUUUACAUGCUAAGAUAAAAAAUAAAUGUAUUUUAAAUGAA
Molecule: messenger RNA, 10356 nt
Organism: Bombus pyrosoma
Lineage: Eukaryota; Metazoa; Arthropoda; Insecta; Hymenoptera; Apidae
Product: protein piccolo-like
Exons: 10
Coding region: 358-9285 (2975 amino acids)
Biological process (GO): proteolysis
Cellular component (GO): plasma membrane
Molecular function (GO): serine-type endopeptidase activity; protein binding
Source: RefSeq, a predicted model, not a curated record